AUGGGAUUACGCGCUAGGGCAGUGAAAAUUACUUUCGGCUCUGCCUUCUGCCAUGAGUUUUUACAUUGUAAACCCGUGCUUUCACAUCACAACAAUAUUCUACAUCGAUAGUUCUGUUGGAAUCCAGCGUGCAGGCCACGGUUUCACAUCUGCGCCUCUCUGUUGUUCACUCAGGUAGGAUUGGAUUUGAGCACAAGCUCAUACCUCAACAAGAAUGGCUAUCGCGAUCGUCAAGAUUGGAAUUUCAUUGAAAUUGCUACCAAAUAACAGUGCCGUGUUCUUCAAAUCGGACGGUGCGAGAUUUGGCCAAACCAGGACGAUUAAAUUGCUAACGGGGUCAAAGUACAAGAUUGAAGUGGUUGUCAAGCCUGGGGCUGCAGAGGCAACGUAAGUAUGGUGGGCUGAAAUGCAGUACAGGCGCUCGCACAUCAGGCAAUAUUCUUCUGUUAUAAUGUCUAUCCACUUCAAUAGGUUACAUUGUGACAAUUCCUCUGAUGAGAAUAUUCUGUCACUGUCCAUCACUGCCUGUUGAUGUCCAUUUUAUUAUCCUAACUCAGUGUUUCAUGGUGUGAGGAAUAGAAUUCGGCAUGUUCUCUUGGCAAAGAUCACAACCCGUGGAUAUUAUGUCACCGCUUUCAUCUAAUUUCAUUUAUCGGUUAAUUCAAUUGGUCAUUGAGAGCAUUGAUGAGACACAAGCCGUAGGAGGUUGUGAUUCGAUGUUGGAGUUAUGUGAGAGGGCGAGCGGUUAGAGUUACCAUUAGCUGCAGUCUAAAUUGGCUAGGCUAUAUCGUAGGCUACGAAUGCAUAAAAACAAGAAUACGUUUUUUUGGUCUUCAUUUAAGGUAAGGGUUAGGCAUAAGGUUAAGCGGUUUGGGUUAAAGUUAGGGUUUGGUUUAGGUUUGUGUCCGGCAGGUGCAGGGAGACAGAAGUCGCUGCCAGAUUGUGUCAAAUCCACUACCGAUUAAAUAAAAUCUCAUUUUAGUUGUCGCACGCCGAAUACAACAGGUGUAGACUUUACCAUGAAAUGAUUACUUACGAGCCCUUUCCCAACAACGCAGAGUUUAAGUAAGAAAUAUUUUCAACACAAUAAACAACAAUAACGAGGCUAUAUACCAGAGGUACUGGUACUGAGUCAAUGUGCAGGGGUACCAGGUAGUAACAUGGCUAUAUACCAGAGGUACUGGUACUGAGUCAAUGUGCAGGGGUACCAGGUAGUAACAUGGCUAUAUACCAGAGGUACUGGUACUGAGUCAAUGUGCAGGGGUACCAGGUAGUAACAUGGCUAUAUACCAGAGGUACUGGUACUGAGUCAAUGUGCGGGGGGUACCAGGUAGUAACAUGGCUAUAUACCAGAGGUACUGGUACUGAGUCAAUGUGCAGGGGUACCAGGUAGUAACAUGGCUAUAUACCAGAGGUACUGGUACUGAGUCAAUGUGCGGGGGUACGAGGUAGUUGAGGUAAUAUGUACAUGUAGGUAGGGGUAAAAGUGACUAAGCAAUCAGGAUAGAUAAUAAACAGAGUAGCAGCAGUGUUGGUAGUUGAGGUAAUAUGUACAUGUAGGUCGGGGUAAAAGUGACUAGGCAACAGGAUAGAUAAUAAACAGAGUAGCAGCAGUGUUGGUAGUUGAGGUAAUAUGUACAUGUAGGUAGGGGUAAAAGUGACUAGUCAAUCAGGAUAGAUAAUAAACAGAGUAGCAGCAGUGUGUGUAGAGUGUCAGUGUAGUAUGUGUGAGUGUGUGGGUAGAGUCCAGUGAGUGUGUGAGUAGAGUCCAGUGAGUGUGUGGGUAGAGUCCAGUGAGUGUGUGGGUAGAGUCCAGUGAGUGUGUGGGUAGAGUCCAGUGAGUGUGCAUAGAGCCGGUGCAAGAGAAUCAGUGUAACAACAACAAAAAAAGGGGGUCAAUGCAAAUAGUCUGGGUAGUCAUUUGAUUAACUGUUCAGCAGUCUUAUCGCUUGGAGGUAGAAGAUGUUUAGAAGCCUUUUGGUCAAAGACCUGCCGUGCGGUACCGCUUGCCUUGCGGUAGCAGAGAGAACAGUCUAUGACUUGGGUGGCUGGAGUCUUUUAAGAUUUUUUGGGCCUUCCUCUGACACCGCCUGGUAUAUAGGUCCUGGAUGGCAGGAAGCUUGGCCCCAGUGACGUACUGGGCCAUACGCACUACCCUCUGUAGUGCCUUGCGGUCGGAUGCCAAGAAGUUGUCAUACCAGGCGGUGAUGCAGCCAGUCAAGAUGCUCUCGAUGGUGCAGCUGUAGCUUUUGAGGAUCUGAGGGCCCAUGCCAAAUCUUUUCAGCCUCCUGAGGGGGAAGAGGUGUUCUCGUGCCCUCUUCACGACUGUGUUGGUGUGUUUGGACCAUGAUACAGUAGUAUCUCAGUGAUGUGGACACCUAGGAACUUGAAGCUCUCGACCCGCUCCACUACAGCCCCGUCGAUGUGAAUGGGGGUGUGCUCGGCCAUCCGUUUCCUGUAGUGCCUGAUCAGCUCCUUUAUCUUGCUGACGUUGAGGGAGAGGUUGUUGUCCUGGCUUCCAGCGUGUUUGACAGAGAGCGGCAUGGUUGAAGGCUCCCUAUUUUUUGACGUGGUUUCCUACAGUAGUAGGCUAUACAUGCACUCAGAUGUGUUUCUGCAUUUGGUUAUUCCUUCCUGUCUUUGUAAGUCAGUCAUUCAGCAGUCUCCUGCACUGUCGGCUGCAAUGUCAAACAAUGUCCCCAGUGUCACCAAUCCACCCCCAACCCCUGCCCCAGUCAAGCGGUCACAAAAGUAUUGUCUGUUAUGUAACUGUUGUGAUCCUGUCCUGUCCUCAGCACCAUGAGUGUAGGUGGAGUCCCCUUCCCCUUGGAGCAGAAGUCCAGAGACCCCGAGUCUGGGGUCUACACCGGCAUCUACGACACAGAGGGCAUGACUCACACCAAGAGUGGAGACAGACAAGCUGUACAGAUCAGCUUGCAGGUAAUAAGGGAACAUUUUUGACAUGACGACAGGUACAGUCUUCCUGGGAUUACAGACAUAAAAUACUUUACAAUUUACCUUAUUUUUUAAUGAACAAGUAGACAAAACAAUUGACCCUUCGCUAAGCCCCGUCCGCCUUGGUUACUGUUGCAACCUCAAACAACAUUUUCCCAGGAAGCCCAAUUUCCCAUUCAACCACUGGCGAAAUCCCCUCACAAUGAUCUUAAACUGUGUUUCUAAUACACAAUGACAUUAAACACAGACUACCCCUUGCUAAUCAGAAAACUAUUGGGUAUGUUGUUGUGGACUGUCAUUACAAUUCCUUCAAGGGAACCUGGUCAAAUUAUGUUUGUAGUGUAGCUAGCCACUGAAUGGCUCUGAAUUCACUGUCAGCAUGCAGUCAAAGCUAUAACCACUUUUGGAGCUAAUUAGUGCUCUCAAAUCGUAUCCUUAUGUCAACAGCAGAUGGGAGUUGUAUUCAUAACAUGCUAACUUAGCUAGCUAAAAUACAUUUUGAGAAAACAAGUUAUAUUAAGUGGCUAGCUAGCUAGCGUUAGCCAUGUUUGGUGGUCAAUGAGACUGAGAGCUAACCAAUUUAGCUAGCAAACAAUGUAACAUGAGUAUAAUUCGGGAUUAGAAAUAUACUCUAACUGUCUCAGGAAUAACAGUAGCAAGUACUCCUGUUAGCAAGUACAGUAGCAAAUAAUUGAACAAACUGUUCAAUUAUUUAGCCAUUUAAACAUUUACUUUUUGUAGAAAACUCUGUUUUUUACCAUAACCCUCACUGGCUUUCACGCGUUUUAAUUGUGAGAUGUUAUCCAUUGGAGCGCUGUGAUUGGUUGCCCAACAUUCUGGGGCGGGGCUUAGCAAAGGGUAAAUUAACAAGUAGACAAAACAAUUAACAAAUAGACAAAACAAUUAACUAGAAAACAAAACAAUUAACUAGUAAACAAAGCAAUUAACUAGUAAACAAAACAAUUAACUAGUAAACAAAGCAAUUAACUAGUAAACAAAACAAUUAACUAGUAAACAAAGCAAUUAACUAGUAAACAAAACAAUUAACUAGUAAACAAAACAAUUAACUAGUAAACAAAACAAUUAACUAGUAGACAAGUUCAUUCAGAGCAGUUCAUGAGUCCCAUUACAAAUACCUGCAAACUUCAAUUAAUAGCUUGGGCAUUUAUUUGCUUAAAUCCCUGAACACCACAGCCGCUUAUUAGAGAUGAGCCAGCUUUUGCUCAUUUGCAUAGUUAAUUGUUUAAUUUCCAGCAUUUUAAAAGACAUUUCUUAAUUUCCUGCACUAAUGUGUAAUUUUGAAUUGUACCUUAAAUGGGGAAAAAUACACAUUGAUUUCAUUGUAUAUCCCCCCAGGGGCAAACCUGGUGUUUAUUUUUGAUCGAAUUCAAACUACACUGCUUAAAAAAAUAAAGGGAACACUAAAAUAACACAUCCUAGAUCUGAAUGAAUGAAAUAAUCUUAUUAAAUACUUUUUUCUUUACAUAGUUGAAUGUGCUGACAACACAAUCACACGAAAAUUAUCAAUAGAAAUCAAAUUUAUCAACCCAUGGAGGUCUGGAUUUGGAGUCACCCUCAAAAUUAAAGUGGAAAACCACACUACAGGCUGAUCCAACUUUGAUGUAAUGUCCUUAAAACAAGUCAAAAUGAGGCUCAGUAGUGUGUGUGGCCUCCACGUGCCUGUAUGACCUCCCUACAACGCCUGGGCAUGCUCCUGAUGAGGUGGCGGAUGGUCUCCUGAGGGAUCUCCUCCCAGACCUGGACUAAAGCAUCCGCCAACUCCUGGACAGUCUGUGGUGCAACGUGGCGUUGGUGGAUGGAGCGAGACAUGAUGUCCCAGAUGUGCUCAAUUGGAUUCAGGUCUGGGGAACGGGCGGGCCAGUCCAUAGCAUCAAUGCCUUCCUCUUGCAGGAACUGCUGACACACUCCAGCCACAUGAGGUCAAGCAUUGUCUUGCAUUAGGAGGAACCCAGGGCCAACCGCACCAGCAUAUGGUCUCACAAGGGGUCUGAGGAUCUCAUCUCGGUACCUAAUGGCAGUCAGGCUACCUCUGGCGAGCACAUGGAGGGCUGUGCGCCCUCCCAAAGAAAUGCCACCCCACACCAUGACUGACCCACCGCCAAACCGGUCAUGCUGGAGGAUGUUGCAGGCAGCAGAACAUUCUCCACAGCGUCUCCAGACUCUGUCACGUCUGUCACGUGCUCAGUGUGAACCUGCUUUCAUCUGUGAAGAGCACAGGGCACCAGUGGCGAAUUUGCCAAUCUUGGUGUUCUCUGGCAAAUGCCAAACGUCCUGCACGGUGUUGGGCUGUAAGCACAACCCCCACCUGUGGACGUCGGGCCCUCAUACCACCCUCAUGGAGUCUGUUUUUGACCGUUUGAGCAGACACAUGCACAUUUGUGGCCUGCUGGAGGUCAUUUUGCAGGGCUCUGGCAGUGCUCCUCCUGCUCCUCCUUGCACAAAGGCGGAGGUAGCGGUCCUGCUGCUGGGCUGUUGCCCUCCUACAGCCUCCUCCACGUCUCCUGAUGUACUGGCCUGUCUCCUGGUAGCACCUCCAUGCUCUGGACACUACGCUGACAGACACAGCAAACCUUCUUGCCACAGCUCGCAUUGAUGUGCCAUCCUGGAUGAGCUGCACUACCUGAGCCACUUGUGUGGUUUGUAGACUCCGUCUCAUGCUACUACUAGAGUGAAAGCACCGCCAGCAUUCAAAAGUUGCCAAAACAUCAGCCAGGAAGCAUAGGAACUGAGAAGUGGUCUGUGGUCACCACCUGCAGAACCAUUCCUUUAUUGGGGGUGUCUUGCUAAUUGCCUAUAAUUUCCACCUGUUGUCUAUUCCAUUUGCACAACAGCAUGUGAAAUUUAUUGUCAAUCAGUGUUGCUUCCUAAGUGGACAGUUUGAUUUCACAGAAGUGUGAUUGACUUGGAGUUACAUUGUGUUGUUUAAGUGUUCCCUUUAUUUUUUUAGCAGUAUAUAUUAUAUCAAACCCAGACAGGAACCAUUAUUUUAGCUGGUCACCUAAAUCAAGCAUUCAGCAAGUUAGUCAGACAUAGCAAUAAAAAGGGAAAUUCAAGGAACCUCCAAAGAGGCUUAAAAAUGUCAUCUCUACAAAUAUUUUACAGGACACCUGGAGAUUAUUAUUCCCAACUACAAAAGACUACCUCUUUUUUUCCUCAAAGUAAGAAAACCUAUUCAAGAAUUUACCACAUUCCCCCCCCCCCCAAAAAAAAAUGCACUCAACAAUAUACUGGGUUCUAAAAUCCAUGAUAUAGUGGUAUCGGAUCAUUCUCCUGUAUCAUGCUUAAUUACACCAACAGAAAAUACACUUGGUGACAGAAUAUGGAGCGCAUCUUCAAGACCCGAAAUGUAUUAAAUACGUAAGCAAAAAAAUAAAGACCUUUACCAUUACAAAUGUAGACAUAGAGUGAAAAGCCGACCUCCGACAUUAUUUAGGAUGCUUUUAAAGCAUACAUUAGGGGAAUGAUAAGCUCAUACUUGGCAAAAGUUACAUCUGAGUUAGAAAUGUAGAUUUAAUGGCAAAAAAUAGCACUCACAACACAAAUACAUGCCAAACCAGUUAUAUUUUAAAAGAUAAGGAUACAAGUGCUUUAAUUAAGAACAAUAAUGCUAUAAUGCUAUGAAAUCUAUAUGAAUUAAAUAAGAAUUGGAAUGAUCCUGUAGCCUUCCUAGAAUCAAUAACAAAGUAGCGCCACUAUUUAAUCAAAUGACAACACACAUGUCACUCAAUUCAGUACUUCCGAGUUCCAUGUAUCAAACAGUUAUUUCAGUUAUAUGAAAACCAGGAAAAUCUGGAGAGUCCCCAACAGAUUACAGACCCAUACAUUUAAUAAAUUGCGACAAUAAAAUAAUAACUAAACUCAUAGCAACAGAAUGGCAAAAGUCUUACCAGACUUGAUAUGUAUUAAUCAAACAGAGUUUAUUAAAAAUAGAAACUUACAAACAAAUUCAAGAACAUGUUUCAUUAUAAUACAAUACGCUAAAAUACAAGAUGUAGAUUUAUCAAUAAUGGCUGCUGAUGCUGAAAAGGCUAUUGACCGGCUUGAGCGUCCUUUUCUAUUUAACUUUGGAAGCGUUCAACUUUCCAGCUGAAAUAAUAAAUUUCAUAAAAAUAUUAUAUAAAUAUCCUAAAGCAAAAAUAUACACAAACAAUACACUAUCAGGUGAAAAAGCUUUAGAAGGGGGCACGUGACAAGGAUGUCAGCUCUCCCCCCUCCUGUUUGCACUGGCAAUUGAACCGCUAGCAGAAAGAAUUAGACAGGACCCAAACGUAACAGGUAUCAGUAUUGGUAAACAUGAAUAUAAACUAAACUUAUUUGCAGACGAUAUCCUGAUGUACCUGACUAAUAUUGAAAACUCAAUGUCCCCCUUAUUAAAAAAUAUUUUCAGGAAUACUCUAAAAUCUCAGGAUAUAAAAUGAAUGUGAAUAAAAUAAAAUAAUAAUGGCAAUGAGAAAAAUAAUAACUAAUGAUCUACAGCAAUCCUUUAAGUGGAUCACAAAAAACAUGUAAUACUUAGGAUGCUUAAUAAGUGACAACAACCAAUACAUAUAUAAAGAUAACUUCAUCCCAUUACUCAACAACAUGAAAGCAGAAAUAAUUAAAUGGAACAAUCUCCCCAUAAAUUUAGAGCUAUUGAAAUGGGCAGGUUGCUAUUUGAGACUCAGUGUUUAAUUGAAGCUUUGUGGUGCUUAAUUUCUGUAUAUGUGCAUCAUCUAGCCUGGUCUCAGUAUAGUUAGUGUCAACUUAGCCUGGUCUCAGAUCUGUUUGUGUGGUAUAGCCAACUCCUAUGGGCGUUGUCAUGCCAUGACCAUAGGUGUUGGGGCAAGACAGCACAAACAGAUCUGAAAACCAGGCUAAGCAUGAUCCAUAUGAACACAUUCACAACGAUCCCUAUAGACCAUUAGGCAUGUAGGAUAUUCUGUAUCAAGGUGUCUACUGUUUGUGAUGCAAAUGAUGACAGAAGCUCUGAAGCUGUGCCGUGCCUCCACAGUGUUUAUAAUUAUGAUUUGGCUUUUCUUACUGUGUGUGACUUUGCUUAUAGCUAGCUACUUUAUUGAGUAAACGUGUACUUACUAUGGCUGUGAUAAGUGGUUGUCUCACCUAGUUACCUUAAGAUGAAUCCACUAACUGUAAGUCGCUCUGGAUAAGAGCCUCUGCCAAAUGACAAAAAUGUCCAUGUAAAUGUUUUUUUUUUUUUAGCUGUAUAGAUUAUGUAUUUUGGGAUGUUUUCAGUCUAUUUUGAACUCUUUCAGACAAUGCGCUUAAUCGCGCGAGAAAAAAACUAGUACACUAAAAUUACAAAAAGUUAACCUGAGUUAACCGAUUAACUCUGAAAGACCUUAUUAUUUCCCCUCCCAGUUCACAGAGGUGGGCUCUUUUGAGGUGGUGUGGCAGGUGAAGUACUACAACUACAACAAGAGGGACCACUGCCAGGGGGGAAACAGUUUCAACAGCAUCGAGUACGAGUGCAAGCCCAACGAGACACGCAGCCUGAUGUGGGUCAACAAGGAGCUGUUUGUCUGACCGACCAACCAACACAGACAGCAUCAGGGUUGUGUUCAUUAGGCACCA
Molecule: messenger RNA, 8547 nt
Organism: Coregonus sp. 'balchen'
Lineage: Eukaryota; Metazoa; Chordata; Actinopteri; Salmoniformes; Salmonidae
Source: the annotation of a GenBank genome assembly